Molecule: messenger RNA, 1873 nt
Organism: Culicoides brevitarsis
Lineage: Eukaryota; Metazoa; Arthropoda; Insecta; Diptera; Ceratopogonidae
Gene: Dip-B
Product: putative aminopeptidase W07G4.4
Exons: 2
Coding region: 109-1635 (508 amino acids)
Biological process (GO): proteolysis
Cellular component (GO): cytoplasm
Molecular function (GO): metalloaminopeptidase activity; manganese ion binding
Source: RefSeq, a predicted model, not a curated record
GUCCCGGACACACAACAAAGAAGACGGCAACUCUCUUUGUGUUCAAUUUUAUCUUUUUUCUGUCAAUUUUCUCAAUAAUUUCUCGUUUUGCGACGAAAUUUCCUUCCAAUGGAUGAAAGAUUCUUGCCCUGUCCCGUGUCAUUCAUUGAUAAUGCAAAGUUGAUAAGCGACGAUUGGGAUUCCAUUGUAGUUGUGGAAAAAACAUGCGAUACGAAGGAGAUUACCACUUAUCUCGAGGAAUUCCGUCAAUUUGAUGCGGAUUUCGACAAGCAAGUGUCUUGUUUGAAAAUUCCAAACGUCAAACAACGAGUCAUCUACUCUUUUGUCGGCGAUUUGGGCGAUUACGAUGACGUUCGAAGCUAUUUUGAGGCAGCUACGAAGGGUGUGGCUCGUGCAAUUGCCGCCGGAUCAACAGCUCCUUGCGUAAUUUUGCCAGAAUCCGCAGAAUUUGAACAUGCCAAGCUCUCGACGAUUUUGGGGGCGUUAAAUUUUCUGUAUGUUCCGAUACAACAUCGCGAAUUUUGUCCGAAGAGCAAGUCAAAAGUCGAUAAAAUUGCAUUUUGCUCGUCUAAAAUAACAAACGAAGCGGGUACUUAUGCGAAAAUUAUCGAAAGUGGCAAAAAUGUUGCACGAGAUAUUGGCGGCGGAGAUCCCGAACGUAUGACAGCACCCGCGAUUUUGUCCUAUGUCACAGAGGCAUUUGUCAAUUCGAGUAUUAAGCUCCAAAGUAUCCUCGAACCGUCGAUUUUUGUGAAGGAAUAUCCCUUAUUUGCUGCCGUUAAUCGAUGUGCAGCGAAUGUUCAGCGUCAUUCGGGUCGAAUUGUCUUCUUGGAGUACCGUCCAUCGAAGCCGGCAACGAAAACGGUCAUUCUCGUGGGUAAAGGAGUGACUUACGACACGGGCGGCGCCGAUAUUAAAGCAGGCGGAGUGAUGGCAGGCAUGUCACGAGACAAAUGUGGUGCCGCCAACGUUGCUGGUUUCAUGAAAGUUGUCGAUUUUUUGAAACCACAAGAUGCCAUCGUCAUUGGGGUACUUUGUUUAGUCCGGAAUUCCGUCGGAUCGGAGGCUUUUGUGAGCGAUGAGAUUAUCACGUCACGUGCUGGCGUCAGAAUUCGCAUCGGAAAUACAGAUGCCGAGGGUCGUCUUUGCAUGGCAGAUUCGUUGUGUCAAAUGAAGGAGCGUUGUUUGCGUGAAAAUCUGCCAAAUCCUCAUUUAUACACCGUCGCGACACUAACGGGACAUGCUUGCAUCGCUCACGGGACAUAUUCCAUCGUUGUCGAUAACGGACCCGCGAUGAAGGCGCAUCACGGACAAAAACUCAAAGAAGUCGGCGAAAAAUGCGGAGAUCCCUUCGAAAUUUCGACACUGCGCAAGGAGGAUUUUGCAUUUAACGCCAGCUCCGGAUAUGGCGAAGACUUGUUGCAAUGCAAUAAUUUACCGUCGUCCCAAACGCCACGCGGGCAUCAAAUUCCGGCGGCAUUUUUGGUCGCAGCAACGGGCUUAGACAAACACGGAAACAAGUCAACGCAUCCCCUGAAGUACAGUCACUUGGAUAUUGCGGGAAGUGCAGGCGAAGUUCCCGAUACUCCAACCGGGGCAAGCAUUUUGGCGCUCGCUAAAUUGCAUUUCAACUAAAAAAAAAAUGAAAAAUUGUGAUAAAAAUCCAAAAAAACGCAAACAUCACAAAGGUUCCUUACGACAAAUAUUUAUAAAAUUAAAUUUCGGGUGUUGGUAACAUAAUAAAAGUUUAGUAGCUCGGCACUUUUCAACUUGACAUGAUGCAUUAAUUGGAUGAGUUUGUGUGCACGGGGAGAAAAUAAUGAGAAAAUUUCGUUAGAUAAGUAGCAAUUCGUGCGCAUUUUAGGUGUCUGCA